Messenger RNA from Gordionus sp. m RMFG-2023, 667 nucleotides. RefSeq names its product dr1-associated corepressor-like. The transcript has 4 exons. NCBI's taxonomy places the organism in Eukaryota, Metazoa, Nematomorpha, Gordioida, Chordodea, Parachordodidae. The record is from RefSeq and is a predicted model, not a curated record. Gene Ontology annotation, cellular component: nucleus; negative cofactor 2 complex. Gene Ontology annotation, molecular function: core promoter sequence-specific DNA binding; RNA polymerase II general transcription initiation factor activity; protein heterodimerization activity. Gene Ontology annotation, biological process: transcription by RNA polymerase II. The coding region runs from base 115 to 564 and encodes 149 amino acids.
UCUUAUUUUAUCAAAAUUUAGUCAUGACUAACAAAUGAUUCCAGCAGUGUAAUCCAUAAAUACAUUAUUUGUUAGCCAGGCAAAAAUCUUCUUAUUUUAUCAAAAUUCCUUAUCAUGCCUAGUAAAAGGAAAAAGUUUGAUUCAAGAUUUCCAGCAGCAAAAAUUAAAAAAAUAAUGCAACUUGAUGAAAAUAUUGGGAAGGUAGCUUCUACUGUUCCUAUAGUUAUAUCUCAAGCUUUGGAAUCAUUUUUGAAAUGUUUUUUAUUGGAUAUUGUUGAUAAAAAUCCAAAUCAAAGGGUUAAAACCUUAUCACCACAACUUGUAAAAGAAUCUACCUUACAAAAUCCGAGAUGGAACUUUCUUGAAAAAUUAAUGGCUUCCGUACCUGACCAGAAACAAUCAGUAGAUAUUUAUUCAAAUAAACCAAACACUAGUAAUAGAAUAUCGAAGAACGAUUCAUUAGCAGGUGAAAACACUGUGUCAUCUGAUGAUGAAGACCAUCGUGAAAUUGAAAAAAAUAGUAUUCUCACUCAGAAUGAUAGUGGCUCUGAAGAAAAUAUUUAAUAACAAAAUCAACUAAUAUUUUAACGUUUAAUUAUAUGACCAAUAUUUUUCUAUUAUAAAUAACAUUAUAAUGCAAAAAACAAAAUAUGGAAAAUAAAAAUCA